AUGGACAUCCGUGAUGAUGUCCCUCCAGCCAAAGUUCUGGCUCCAGUGGCUGUGUAUUGUGGGAGUGUUCCUCGGACUAGUGUUGGGCUCCGAGUGCCCCCACCUGGAAGCAUCGACUCUAGUCUUCUUGCUUAUGGCGAAGUCUCUCUGCAGCCAGUGUCAAAUGUCCUAAGCAGUGAGAAGCCAUCACAGCUCUUGAGUGGACACAAGGUCCAGGAUAGCCUCACAGUGGAUGCUCCUUUGAAAGGCUGGCAGGCCAGGAAUGGCUACCCCAGGAACCUCGGAGUUCUGCCCUUGGGGCCCCACCCUGUGGGAGCUAUCCCCUCCCUGGAAUCAGAGGCCAGCAGUGUGGCCCGGGACACCAUCCAGAUUAAGGACAAGCUCAAGAAGAGGCGGCUCUCAGAAGGCAUGGCAGCAUCUUCUCAAGUCUCUCUAGGUCCUGGAGGAGGUCCCAAAGGAGUUCCUCUGAGGAGUACCAUCCCCCGUACCACCUCACAGAGGCUGCUGAGGGUGGCCAGGCCAAUGCCUCCCAUCCAGAGCAUCCCCACCACCCCUGAGGCCAGCAGUGCCAAGGAGAAGGACCUGGACCCUCCUGGGGGCAGACAGGUUCUCCAGGACUUGGGAGCCAGUGCCCAGGAGGUACAGAUCUCCAGGCAAUACCUGCAUUGCAAUGAUGAGAAGAUGCUCAAGUCUCUAGGAGGCAUCGUGAUCCCGCCCAUUCCGAAGACCCGGCUGCCCACAGGGACCUCUUCCUGCAGGCCCGACUCCCUACCCAGCCCCUUGGGUCCAGGUCAGGAUGUGCUUGUGGGACCAAGGGCUCCACAAAUGCGGCUGACUUGUGAGAAUGGGUCUCUGGAGAAGACCCCUACAUCUCUGGAGCCAAAGCCUUUGGUCCCAGCUGUCAAAGCCAAGUCUGCUGAAGGCCCCCCAAUGUCCCUGGCUUCAUCACAGUCCACCUCUACUCCAACAACUUUCUCCCCGAGCCAUGCCAAAGAAGCCCACUCCCUGGUGAGCGAAGACCAGAAGGACCAGAAGGUCCAAGUCACCAUUUCCAAGUCUGCCCAGGAAAAGAUGCGGCUGAAGCAGAUGAAGGAGAUGGAGCUGCUUCGGAGGGCAAAGGAGCCUGAGCUGGAGAAGGAACUGCCUUCCCAGGGCUUGGGCACAUGGAGAACUUCAGCAAAGGAAGGCCUCCUUCCUUUGCGGGGCAGUGGAACCCUUUCUGUGCCUACUGGGCUGAGUAGUCCACGCAGAAAUAACACUGGAGUCCUCCUGAGGAAGCGGGCCAACAGAGCCUCCCUGCCCAGCAUCCCUGUCAGUAAGCAGGAGCCCAGCUUUGCCCGCCAUGCAUCAGCUAACUCAUUACCUGCUGUGCUCACCUUGGGCUCUCCUGAAUGGGAGGAAGAGGAGGAGGAGGCGGAUCUUCGGGCCUUCAGGGAGUUGAGGCCCUUCUCAAAUCCAGAGUUGGGACUGACGGAUGCCCUUCAGUGCCUCCACAGUAAUGACUGGCAAAUGAAGGAGAAGGGCCUGGCAAGCAUCCAGCGCCUGGCAGCUUGUCACUCGGAGGUCCUUGGUACCCGGCUGCAUGAUGUGUCCUUGGCAGUGACUGCGGAGGUCACCAACCUCCGCUCCAAGGUAUCCCGCCUGGCCAUCAGCACCCUGGGAGACCUCUUCCGGUCUUUGAAGAAGAGCAUGGACCAGGAGGCUGAGGAGAUUGCCCGCUGCCUUCUGCAUAAGAUGGGAAACACCAGCGAGUUCAUCCAGCGGGCAGCCAACCGGGCUCUGGGUGCCAUGGUGGAAAAUGUGACCCCUGCCCGUGCAUUGGUGGCUCUCACAUCUGCGGGUGUCUACCAUCGGAACCCGUUAGUCCGGAAAUGUACUGCCAAGCAUCUCUCCGCUGUUCUGGAGCAGAUUGGUGCAGAGAAGCUGCUUUCAGGGUCCAGAGACAACACAGACAUGCUGGUGCACAACCUGGUGAGACUGGCCCAGGACUCUAACCAAGAUACCAGGUUUUAUGGCCGGAAGAUGGUGAGUAUCUUGAUGACAAAUUCAAAGUUUGAUGCAUUUCUGAAGCAAUCCCUCCCAUCUCAUGACCUUCGGAAAGUCAUGGCGGCCAUCAGACAACGGGGAAUACAAGACAAUCACGAACUUCCAUCUGCCAAAGGCCGAAAGGUGUUGAAGAGUUUGGUGGUGUGUGAAAAUGGAUUGCCCAGUCAAGAGAGGCUUGGCUCCAAUGGCCCACGGCUGAUGGGGCUACGCUCCUCCCUGAGGGGUGGUGUGGAGAUGUCAGAGCAGCUACGGGAGCUGACCAGGCUGCUGGAGGCCAAGGAGUUCCUGGCUCGGAUGGAAGGUGUUGGGAAGCUCCUUGAAAACUGCAAGGCCAAGCCAGAGCUCAUCAUUACCAACCUCAUCCAGGUCUUUGAUGCUUUUACCCCAAGGCUUCAGGAUUCCAACAAGAAAGUGAGCCAGUGGGCACUGGAGUCCCUCGCGCAGAUGCUUCCCAUCCUGAAAGAGAGCAUCCAUCCCAUGCUGCUCUCUAUCAUCAUUGCAGUUGCAGAUAAUCUAAACUCUAAGAACUCUGGGAUCUCCACUGCUGCCUCCGCUGUGCUAGAUGCCAUGAUGGACAGCUUGGACCACCUUUGCCUCCUGCAAGCCUUCGCUGGGCGUGUGCGUUUCCUGAGUGGUCCUGCAGUGUUGGAUGUCACAGAACGCCUCUCAGUGCUGGUGGCUUCAGUGUAUCCCCGAAAGCCUCAGGCGGUGGAGCGGCACAUCCUUCCAGUUCUCUGGUACUUCCUGAACAAAAUGAUCGGCAACGGUGUGCUGCCUGGGCGUGGCGGGAAUGUCCGCACGGUGGUGUGCAGGCUGGCCGGCCUCCUCCAGGAGCAAAUGGGGUCCCGGCUGCAGGACUUUGCUGCCAAUCAGCCCCAGCAUGUCCUCAAGACACUCCAGGGACUUUUAGACUCUGAGUCUGGGGGCAAUGACAAAGUCACCUGUAGAGGAACGUUCCUCGACAGCAAGAUGACUGGAACCGUCUGCCUGCAGCAGCCGGGUUAAAGAUGAGUCUGAAACGGGAAAUUAUUAUUUUUUACUUUAUUUUAUUUUUAUGAUGGAGUCACCUCAUGGCCGACUCUCCCCAUUAGG
Messenger RNA from Cricetulus griseus (Chinese hamster), 3138 nucleotides. The record is from RefSeq and is a predicted model, not a curated record. Lineage: Eukaryota; Metazoa; Chordata; Mammalia; Rodentia; Cricetidae.